CUUUUGCCUUUUCCAUCUCAUGCACUUUUUAUUUUUUGCCACCUUCCUUUGCACCUUGUCUUGCUUGCAAAAUUUAGCUACCCAAUUCCUCAUUUCUCAAGUUUUCUUAUAUUCCAUCUCUCUAUGAUCCAAGGAAGCUUUGAUUCUUCAUGUUUUAUUUAUAUAACUUAUGCAAGAAUGAUAUUUAAACUCUUCUUUGCAUUAACACCAUUGGUGCUUCUCUUAGCUUCUCUGUCAUUGUUCUUGACAAGCAAGGAAAGUUCAAAAACAAAUAGAAUUUUAGAGACAUGGGUUCUCAUGUUGCUCGAUAUUUCACCAUCUUCCUCUACUUUUUUUUCUUCACCUCAGGCUCAAGUGUUGCAGAAACACCUCCUCUGGAAGAAAUCCAGAAAAACAGAAUAGCAGACAAUCAAGAAAACCAAAUACCCUUCUCAUCUCCAGUCUUCACCACCCAAUUAGACACUACAGGAACAAUUCCCAUUGUCAACCCAACAACUCCUGGAACAACAAGCCCAAUUGUAAAUCCAAUAGAGUCACCUCCAGCACCAACUAUAAUCACAACAACGCCUCCAGCACCAGCUGCAGUCACAACAACACCUCCGGCUACUGGAACUCCAACCUCAUCAGGAGGAUCGUGGUGUAUUGCAAGUCCAACUGCUGCAGAAACUGCUUUACAGGUAGCUCUUGACUAUGCCUGCGGCUAUGGCGGUGCAGACUGUUCAGCAAUUCAAUCAGGUGCAAGUUGUUACAACCCAAAUACUGUCAGGGACCAUGCUUCUUAUGCCUUCAAUAAUUAUUACCAGAAGAAUCCAAUUCCUAACAGUUGUGUAUUCGGCGGAACGGCACAACUUACCAGCACUGACCCGAGUAGUGGAAACUGUCAAUAUGCAUCACCCAACUCAACACCCAGCUUAAGUCCACCAGUGAACCCAACCCCAAUGACUCCAACCACUACAACCACCACUCCGACUACGAUGACUCCACCUAUAACAACCACACCCUACGGUGUGGCAGAACCAACAGGCUUGCCCAGUUCAGCCACCUCUGUUUCAUUCAGUUUCCUGCUCCUCUGUUCUCCAAUGGCUACUGUGGGAUCAAUUCUUCUUGCAAAUCAUCUCUAAGCAUAUGGGAAUCGAGUUUAUUUCUCUCUUAAAUGAGACGGCAGUUUCCUUGGUUGUCGCCAAAUUUCGUCAACUUCUGCGGAGGCAGUGAGAGUCAACUUCAAGAUGUUCUCUCAUUCUCACCAUACAUCUAUUUGCUAUACUCCAUUAUUGAAUGCUUAUUAGUUUAUUAAGAAACCCACAGAAAAUGAAGAAGAGCAUAAAACAUCUUAGGUUCUUGUACUUGUAGGCAAGUUAGAUUAGUCACCUUCUCGUCAGCUUUAGCAUAAUAAAUUACUAGUAAGAUUCUAUGGUUUUAGAACUACAUAAACAGAGAAGAAAGAUGUAAUUGUUAUUGGCGAUCACAUGAACUUAUUGAAUGAGAUAAA
Manihot esculenta (cassava) is the source of this 1489-nucleotide messenger RNA. RefSeq names its product PLASMODESMATA CALLOSE-BINDING PROTEIN 3. NCBI's taxonomy places the organism in Eukaryota, Viridiplantae, Streptophyta, Magnoliopsida, Malpighiales, Euphorbiaceae. The coding region runs from base 288 to 1121 and encodes 277 amino acids. The transcript has 4 exons. The record is from RefSeq and is a predicted model, not a curated record.